Messenger RNA from Astyanax mexicanus (Mexican tetra), 2180 nucleotides. RefSeq lists its product as uncharacterized. Bases 710 to 1549 code for a protein of 279 amino acids. The transcript is spliced from 2 exons. NCBI's taxonomy places the organism in Eukaryota, Metazoa, Chordata, Actinopteri, Characiformes, Acestrorhamphidae. The record is from RefSeq and is a predicted model, not a curated record. Gene Ontology annotation, molecular function: nucleic acid binding.
UCCACAAGGCAUAAUCCCGCAGACCAUGCCACUCGCUCUGUACCAGCAGCCUCGCUGACCUCCACAACAUGGCUCACAGGACCAGCUUUCCUGUCAAAGGUUGAGGAACUAUCUCCGAAAGAGGAGAGGUUUGACCUCACAGCGAUUCUCUUCAUGGAGGACAUUACUGAGAGCCAUGACUUCUCUCAUACACAUUGUCCAGUCAUACAAGACGACAGAGAAUCAGAAGACAUCCUGCAGAUCAUGGCACCACUGUAGAAGUUUACGCACAGUCGAAGAACUUUCGCAAACAGAAGCAGUUAUCAUCAAGAGUGUGCAGCAGGAAGCAUUCAAAGAGGAGCUUGACUGUAUUGCAAAAGGAAAAGACAUGCCAAGGAACAGUCCUCUGAGAAAACUAAACCCUUAUCAGGAUGAUGAGGGCCUUCUCAGGAUAGGGGGUCGCCUUAAACACUCUGUCUUGGAGUUCAAAGAGAAGUUUCCUGUGAUCGUUCCAGGGAGCAGUCACGUUGCAAAACUUCUCGUGGAUCACUACCACAGUUGAGUCAGUCAUCAGGGCCGCAUACUUACAGAAGCUGCUGUUCGCUCUGCAGGCUACUGGAUUGUAGGUGUUAGGAGGCUUAUCACAAAUGUGUAACAUGCAAAAAGCUUUGUGGGAAAGUUACUGAACAGAAGAUGGUCGUCUGAUCGUCUUAGCACUGAACCACCAAUCAUGUAUGUCGGCCUGAAUUUGUUUGGCCCGUGGACAGUGGUUGCCAGAUGUACGCUAGGAGGACAAGCUUCAAGCAAGAGAUGGGCUGUUCUCUUCACUUGCUUGAGUACUCAUGCUGUACACAUCGAAUUGAUUGACUGCAUGGACUCCUCCACCUUUAUAAAUGCCUUGAGAAGAUUCUUUGCUCUGCGGGGCCCUGCGAAGCAGAUUCGCUCAGACUGCAGGACCAACUUUGUAUGGGCUUGUAAAGAUUUGGAGAUCAUACUGACUGAACCUCAUGCAUCCAAUGUGAAGAGGCACCUUAGUGAAAAAGGUUGUUCAUGGGUCUUUAAUCCGCCUCAUGCGUCCCACAUGGGAGGGGCCUGGAAGCGGAUGAUAGGUGUCGCCAGACGCAUACUGGACUCUAUGUUGCAGCAGACCAGUCCUUCUCGCUUGACGCAUGAUGUGUUGUUUACCUUCAUGGCAGAGGUCACAGGAAUCAUUAACUCCAGACCCCUUACCCCUAUCUUGACUGACCCAGACUCACCUUUCUUGUUGACACCAGCAAUGCUGCUUACUCAAAGGGCCUGCACCCUACUUCCACCUCCAGGAGACUUCAAGGAAUCAGACAUCCAUAGACAACAGUGGAGACAGGUGCAACACCUUGCCAACACCUUCUGGAGCAGAUGGAAACAUGAAUAUCUAGCAACACUCCAGAGCCGCAGCAAAUGGCAAGAAGAACGUCCAAACUUGAAAGAAGGUCAUAUUGUCCUACUCAAGGAUGCCCAAGCUAAACGCAAUGACUGGCCCAUGGCUCUUGUAAGGCCAUUGCUUGCAGUGACGGAAAAGUCAGAAAGGUAGAACUCAGAGUUUCAAGACAUGGGACAAUCAAGUCAUUCCUCAGACAUGUUUCAGAAACUGUGCUUCUGAUGUCUACAAAAGACUAAGAGUUUCCUGUGGACAUUCUUCAUCUUUAGGUUGUUAGGUAAAAUAGUGGUAUCUAUCCAAUACCAGGGGAGUGUCAUGGCACAUAUAAUGUGGCUAUUAUUUGGUGCAUAAUUGCGGCACCUAGUGGUGCUUUUUUGUAUAACAAUUAAGCUGAAGGUAUUUUUCCAUUGGUUAAUUCAGAACAUGUGAUUCUGAGGGUAAAGGUUAGCUAGAAAGAGCCAGAAGUAGGCAGAAAAUCUCCAUGAGGCUAGACAAAGAGCUUCUCCUCUUUUUUCCUUCUUGUUGUGCCUGGGACAGCCUUUGCUUUUUACAAAACAAAGAACCAGGGAAUGAACAAAAUUCUAACCAAAGAAAGGAGAGAAAAUAUUUAAGUAAAACACUUAAAUUACAUCCCUGUGUUCGUCUUUCUCUGUAUUCUGUGUGUUAGCUAUCUGUCAUUGAUGUGUAGAGGGAACACACAUUACGGACAGAAUAAAAGCAAUGGAAGUAAUUCGAGAGUAGUGAAGCAAAUCUAGUCCCUGCCUUUAAUCACUGAGAUUAAAUA